UUUACUUCCAUUCACCAAACUUUCAACAGCGAGCGCUCGCCUGACGCCGACUCAGUCUGCUGAAUGUGUCUGUGUGUGUUUAUGUGUUGUUUUUUUAACGCUACUGGGAAGUUAACGGAGAAGUUUGGAGCUUAGCGGAGUGUCCCGGUGAAGUCUCAUCAUCAGGCGGACGAGGCUGAGCGCGAGUGUCUAUUUAGGGGGGUGUGACAGCACUCUCCAUACAGCUGUGCCGGGCUUGUUUAUGAGUUGAACAGGUUGUUAAACGGAGCGGUAGAGACAGGAAACACACCGGCAUGUUCUUGGGGACACGUACAGACGCUGACCGGACCAUUUGCGGGUCAGAACCGCUGCGUAAUUUGCGCUGAAUGAGCUCCCAGCCGGCGCGAGCUUGUCGAUGUUGUUGACAUUCAUCCAUCAAACAUGGCAACUUUGGGAAGUAGAAAGCUUGUGUAUGACAUGAAUGACAAACAGGACAGGCCUUAUGUGUGCGGCGCCCCAGGCUGCUCUCAGCGCUUCCAGUUAGAGGAGCAUCUAAUCAUCCACAGCCACAAGCAUGAGAUGUCCCUCAAGUUCUCCUCCAUCAAGGCAGAUACGGCUUUUACUGACCAGACGCCAACGCCAACAAGAUUUUUGCAGAACUGUGAAGAGGUUGGUCUGUUCAAGGAGAUAGAGGAGGAGUUUCUUCAAGCACAAGAAGAGGAGAAGUGCAAACAGACGCUGUCUCACAAUGGGCCGUCCUGUAUGAACCAGCAGCAGCUCAAACCCCAGCUUCAGCUCCAGCACCCACCCCAGCCUCAGCACCCACAUCCCCAGCCGCCGCUGCACCAUCCCCAGACACAUCCCCUGCAGCACCCUCAGUCUCAUGGCCCCUUGAUGGGCCCCAGCUGCAGCCUGGCUGCCCAGCAAGCUCUGUCCUCCUCGCAGUCCGGAUCAGUCAUCACCCAGGCUCCUUCCACCCUCACACACUCAGGGCCGGUUCCCGGGCCGCUGUCAUCCCUCCUCCACAUGCGGAACAGACACAGACAACCGCUGCCAGCCUCCUUACCUGGCACGCUUCCAGACCCCGCCAUGCAAGGGGCAUCUGCUCAGCACAUGCCCAUAGAGAAGCAGAUGUCGUGUAUAAUGGGUAUACCAGGUCCUGUACACAACCCCUCCUGUUCCUCACCUCAGAGAUCCAAACAGACGCUGGGCCAUCAUUUCCCGCAGCACCACCCAGCAAUGGUCGGCAUAAACAACCCCGUGACACCCAUGGGUCACAUGAUGGAGAUGAUGUCACAGCGUCAUCAGGCACCUCCACUACAACACCACCAUCAUCCUCAUCAUCCACAGCUUCCGGCUCCACCCCUCACCUUCCAACAGCGAUGCCACGCUCCACCUCCGCAGCAUCUCGGAGGCACCCAUAGCCACCACGCUCAGGCUCACCAAGCACCUCCUCCUCAUCUGCACCAGGGCUCGCCUCCUGCACCUCCCCUGUCUGUUCCGGCACAGUUAUCACCAGUUGCACAGCAGAUGCAGCCCUCCCAUCCACCCCACUCCCAGCAUGCAGUGCAGGCAGGUGGUAGCUGCAGCGGUGGAGGAGGGGGCAACCGUCGCAGGAGGACAGCAGAGCAGGACCCUGACGAGCGCAGGCAGAAGUUCCUGGAGCGUAACCGGGCCGCAGCCACCCGCUGCCGACAGAAGAGGAAAGUGUGGGUGUCGUCGCUGGAGAAGAAAGCUGAAGAGUUGACGCACACAAACCUGCAGCUACAGAACGAGGUGACGUCAUUGAGGUCGGAGGUGGGUCAGCUGAAGCAGAUUCUGCUCACCCACAAGGACUGUCCCGUCACCGCCCGGCAGAGAGAGGCACAGGGGUACCCCACUGCAGGGGUGAGCCCAGGAGGAAGUCCCACCCCUGUAGGUCCUGGGUCUCAUCUGCAGGCCGUCCAACACAACAGCAUCUCCACCUCAUCGACAGCUGGAGGCGACACAGGGCACGACCUCCGGCCUGGACGCUAGCCCUCGCCACAUAGAGGAGGGGGGAGGGACUGGAUGGCUGAAUCCCGCCAGACUGAAUUAUCUCUCUGUCAUAACUUCACUAAAGUCUCACUCAGCUGUGGAUCUCUUUACAUUGUAGAUGAAAUACUGAACUGGAUAGGUGAAUUCAUAAAUCCAUGUGAACACUGAUAACAUUAUUAUCAUCUUUCUUUUCUGGUUGGAGAGGAAACCAGAACCACAUACUGAUACAUUUCCAUAACAGGUGCAAAAAAAAACCUUUCCUGAAAGCCUUGUUAAAAACUGUGAUGGUUACAUGGCAACUGGAUCCUGUGUUUAUUCAGAAAAUGUCUGUUUCUGCUCACACGAAUCUCACCAUUGCCUCACUGACUAUGCACGCGCACAAUCGAAACACAUCUUGUCAGCAUCUUUUGCUCUUAUAUCUUGCACUAAUUUAAAAACAAACAGCCUAUAUAUUAGUUUUAUAUUUCUAACUGAGCAUCUGCAUACCUUAUGCCUUCUCUCUGGUGCAGAUGCAGCUAUGUAUUUUUCUAUAAAUAAUUCAUACUAAGACAAAAAUGUUUAAGAUUUAAAAUCAAGCCCACGUCUGUCUUGGAAAGCCAUGAUUGUAAAACAUGAUUGUACAGUAUUUUCUUUCAGGCACUUUUUUAAACUGCCCUAAGACACUAAAUGACUAUAAACUGCACCUUGUGUCUCAAUCCCUGUCAGUUAAUAAAAAAAACUCUUAUUCUGGUAUUUCCUUGUGUUUUUUAAUUGUUUUAAAAUGUUUUCAAUCAUAUAAAAUUCUCUAAAUUUGUGAUGGUGAGCGAUGAGACUAUAGAUUGUUUGUGUGCAUACAGUAUGGUCUAGUCUGCCAUCUAGUGACUGGUUGUGUUAGUGGUAGUCGACUGUAACAACUGGAGUGGUCAGCAAAGAUCACAGCCUGUUUUAUGUUUUGCCAGUACAAUCAUAUCUAAUACACAAAGACACAUUUAAAAAUAGUCUUGAAUUAAUUUAAAUGUUUAAUUUGUUUGAUUAUAUCCACCAUCAGUAAAGGAAAGCGCUCCAAACUUAAAGACUUAAUUUUCCAACUGUAAACUCUUUAACGCAGAGUCUUAACAUGUCUUUAUGUCAAAAACUUUUCGUUCUGACAUCUGGAGCGCCUAGUGAUGUGAAUAUACUUUGCAUCCAUGGAAUUGUGCAUCCAUGUGUGUGUGUCCAUGUGUCUUUGUGCAUGUGUGCCUGAUUUGGAGUGAGUGUGGGAGGCACCCCACCCUGUCUACUCAAACAAAGGGACUGCUUAACUAUUACCAGACCUCAUCUUAACACGCAUGCAAAAGCACGGAUGCACGCACACACAUUUGCUCGUCUAACAUAUUAUUGCUAUUAUCUUCCCCACCCUCACACAUUGUUUAUUUCUCCCUCUAAAGCACCAGAAAUCAGUUGCAGCAGGGAAAGAAAACUCAUUAAUUGCUCCAUAGAUAAAAAUAUGAGGAAUAUGUUAGAGCUGAUAUUACCGGUCAAUAACAAGUGACCCAUUUUGGUUUUAAAAAAUAUCCUGAAACAUGUAUCAUACCACUCACAUGCCAAAUGAUUUCUGAGCAGCCUGACACGGCCUGAAAUCACUAUCUGUCCAGCUUAGCUGAGGUGUAUAUGGUGUGUAAGCGGAGCAAAACACAGCCCCGGGUUCAAAAGGCUGAUUCAAGUAAUCCUUACUUCUAUAAAUGUAUAUAUAUUCCCCCUAUCUCUAGAAAUAUAAUCCCCUUGAGCUUUACAUUCCUAGUGGCUUAUGUAACCGAUAUUUUAAAGCCACAUAUACAGUAACAUCUACUAUAGAGGUAAAUCAUCCAUAAAGACUCCAAUGACAAAUCAGUCACAUUGUUGGGGAUUUUACUUCUUCAUGUAAUGCAGAAUUUUAUAUAAAAAAGUAUAAAACAUGAUAGAUGACAUGAUACAAAACAAGUGUCGUCGUUUUUUUUUU
Molecule: messenger RNA, 3952 nt
Organism: Epinephelus fuscoguttatus (brown-marbled grouper)
Lineage: Eukaryota; Metazoa; Chordata; Actinopteri; Perciformes; Serranidae
Gene: creb5a
Product: cAMP responsive element binding protein 5a
Exons: 11
Coding region: 421-1995 (524 amino acids)
Biological process (GO): regulation of transcription by RNA polymerase II
Molecular function (GO): DNA-binding transcription factor activity, RNA polymerase II-specific; cAMP response element binding
Source: RefSeq, a predicted model, not a curated record